Molecule: messenger RNA, 2896 nt
Organism: Anopheles nili
Lineage: Eukaryota; Metazoa; Arthropoda; Insecta; Diptera; Culicidae
Product: calcineurin subunit B type 2
Exons: 4
Coding region: 135-647 (170 amino acids)
Molecular function (GO): calcium-dependent protein serine/threonine phosphatase regulator activity; calcium ion binding
Source: RefSeq, a predicted model, not a curated record
GCCCAUCUUACUAGGCUAACGCAAAAUCCCGUGCGAUUUCAUUAAAAGAAUCGGUUUCAGUGUUUCUGCGAAUUUGUGUCCUCGAUUUAGCAUAUUUUACGUUAGAGCCUUUUGUAUAAAGCAACGUUAAAAAAAUGGGAAAUGAAACCUCGCUGCCCAUGGAGCUUUGCUCAAAUUUUGAUGCUGAUGAAAUCCGUCGGUUGGGAAAACGCUUCAAAAAGUUGGAUUUGGACAAUUCCGGCGCGCUGAGUAUUGAUGAAUUCAUGUCCCUGCCAGAACUGCAACAGAAUCCACUAGUCCAGCGUGUCAUUGAUAUUUUCGAUGCGGACGGCAAUGGCGAGGUCGAUUUCAAGGAAUUUAUCCAAGGUGUGUCACAGUUCAGCGUUAAGGGCGACAAACUUUCGAAACUGAAAUUUGCCUUCCGAAUAUAUGACAUGGAUAACGAUGGAUUCAUCUCCAACGGCGAGCUGUUUCAGGUGUUAAAAAUGAUGGUCGGAAAUAACCUAAAGGACACUCAGCUGCAGCAGAUCGUGGACAAGACGAUCGUGUUUGCGGACAAGGAUGAGGAUGGCAAGAUUUCAUUCGAUGAGUUCUGUUCGGUUGUGGGAAAUACGGAUAUUCAUAAAAAGAUGGUUGUCGAUGUCUAAGCUCAGUCGUCUUUUCUUCUACGAGCAAACACGCUACCAAUCACAGGUCGGUACAGACGAAAAACUAACGAAACUCGUAUCUUUACCCACGGGAAAACACGUCGUCCUGCAAGCUUCGUCUUACUAUUGCAAUUACCUGCACCGUUACCCCACCGUUUUUGUCGUUGCGAAUAAUGGCAAAAAAUGGAAGGGUUUACUAUUAGGUAUUUUGUACACCUUUACCUUUGCCAUCCACACAAACACUCACACACUUAUUUCACAUGCGUUUACUACAAAAUCUGCUGCGUUAAAAAAAACGCGAAGAAAGAGUAAGCGCAUUCGCAUCAAAUGCAAGAUACAUCAAGUGAAGUGGGAUUGUGUUGGUAGUGUCUAUUGUUUUUAAAAAAACCAAUCCAUACAAUUUCCUAAAACAAUGUUUUUGUUUGUUCUUAAAUGUUUAAGAAAGAUGCAAAUGCUUUACCUAUUUACAUAUUGUUGAUGUCUCUGCGUUACUCUGCAAAACUCCGUUAUCAAACGUUUUUAAACCCAGAAAAAAUGAUUAUGCUUAGCAUUAUGUUGUAUCAUUUUGUUUUGUUUCAAUCAUUACUCUUACGUAUUAGACCAAUGUAGUUAAGUAAUAAUAAAAAUAAAAUGUGAGAUCUAUUAAUGAUGUAUUAAUUAGUAAUUCUCGAAGGUAAAGGUAUUUCAAAUGAAACUCGAACCUGUGCAUAUCCGAUCCCUUGAACUGGAAAGCGGAAAUAGUUAACUGUAUUUUUGUUACAUUUUAUUUCUAUAAGUUUCUUUCAGUUUGUUUGUUGACUUAUAUGCAUUUUCAUAGGUGUAUAAGAGCGCCAAGAGAAUUAUUUCACAAUACCACUCAACUCUAAAAUCAUCAAUCGGCUAGGUUAUUAAAAAUACUUUAGAAAUGGGAGGCAAAUGAAUAUUACAUAACUGUCGUCAACAAUUGAGGGUGAUUCAUUCUUGGCUAAUGCUAAUAGAGUAUAUUGCGCAAUUUACCAGCUAAAAUAAAAAAAACAGUAACAAACAAUUGAAUUGAAUAUUGUACGAAAUAUGCUUUUGAACUAACAGAGAUCAAUGAAAAUUUGAAACCAUAAACAAGCAGUACUGAUCUGAAAGCAAGCACAACAAAAUAUAACGAAAGCACCACAAUCGGCAUAAAAAAACAACAACUCAAACUAAUUGUAGUGUGCUUUUAAUUAAUUUACAAAUAAUUACUAAAACAUGUGUUUGAUUACUAAUAUGUCGGCAUUAAAUAUAAAGUAUCAAUCCAAUUACUUGUGAAGCAGUCAGUAAACAGAAACCAAAAAUUCGUACUUAUUAUGCAAACAUGAAUCAUCGUCACUUAUAUGGAUUGCAAAUUUGUUAACAUAGUUCUUAAAUUAAUCUAUAACUACAAGAGAAAAGAACAAUUCAAAUGGGUAUAGCGAAAAUACAAAAGUUCUUUGUUUGUUUAAACACACUACCGACGGUGUUCGACGGCUCACUUACUUAAAGUAUACGUGUGCCACUUUUCAUAUGAGGGUUUUUUUUAUUUCCUACAUUAAACUACAAUCUGUGAAAAUUUUCUGUUGUAAAAGCCCACAACUGUCAUGUAACAAAAGAGCAUAGCAAUAGAGCUGUAAUUGAGCCAUACAUUAAAUUUUACCUGUUUCUUAGGUUAGGAGUAAAUCGACUAGAAGGAUUGCGAAAACAAAUUAAAGGAUUUUCAUGGAGCUGUUAGAGCAGCGAUCAUCAUCAAAGCAAUGGUGUAGAUUUACAUGACACUUUCUGCAAUUCCCGAGAUGUUGAAAAGAGUUGCUUUUACUUUUAAAUUCACAGAAAUAUUUAUACUUCAGUGGAAUAAUUCCGAAUUUAUUACAAUGUUGGCCAUAAUUUGAUGGUAGGAAAAUCAAAAUCUCCCGGUUAUAAAAAUUACAUUCAAAUACGGGAAUAGUAGUUGCAAAAGAGUAUUUUUUAGAGGCAUAAAAAUAACCCGAUAUAUUAUUUCAAGUCGAUUCAAAAAUUUCUAUGUUAAAUGUAAAGUUAAAGAAUCUCUAAAGGAGUAUCGUGUAUGUCUUAUAUUAUGUCUGACAUCAAAAUAACGCCUUUUGGAUUAAAAUAUAUGCUUCUUCGAAAAAUUUUGCCAGCUCGCACAUAGAUUCCAGCACGGCAGUCAUCUGGUAUUGUGUGCCAGAGCAACUCGAUGAGGAUGGCAGAUAAUAUCUAUUAUUGUGCUACAAAUAAAGAAGAACUCUAUCUGACAGACACUA